Messenger RNA from Lingula anatina, 1531 nucleotides. RefSeq names its product large ribosomal subunit protein bL9m. Gene Ontology annotation, molecular function: structural constituent of ribosome. Gene Ontology annotation, biological process: translation. The record is from RefSeq and is a predicted model, not a curated record. Gene Ontology annotation, cellular component: ribosome. Lineage: Eukaryota; Metazoa; Brachiopoda; Lingulata; Lingulida; Lingulidae.
CUGUGCUAUUUUGGAGCAUGCUUCCGGUGUUUUCAGGAGAUCGAAAACGAGAAGGGGGAGAGACCUAGCGUCCGGAAACCCUCGUAAGUCAAUCUCAGGUGCAAGAUGAGGGGUCUUGUUGCAUGUCGUCUUUGCUCUCCUCUUUUUAAAGACAUCCAGUCGUUAUUUGUUACUCAGAUGAAGAAGCAGUCUUCAAGUUCUAAGGUGAAUGAAUUGAAAAGUAAUUAUUUAGAAAAACUUCAAGAGAAGGGGUUAGGCCAGCCUUCAGCAUCCUAUGUGUUGAAAAGAAGAUAUCCAAUGAGGCUUGUUAAAAAAGGAUCUGUGCCAUUUUUCAAGAAGAAGAAUUAUGUCUAUGAAGAAGUUGACAAAAAAAAAAUGGAAAAAAAUAUGGGAAAAGAUGCAAAGACAGCUCCUGUUAUGGAGAAGGAACCUCCAAUGCCAGUUAUACUGACUCGGGAUGUAUUAGGCCUAGGCGUUAAAGGGGAUUUAGUGUUCAUGAAAAAGAACAUGGCAAGACUGUAUUUGCUUCCUGUAGGAAUUGCAGUCUACAGUACACCUGAAAAUAGGGCAUUGUACCCUGUACAGACUGAACCAGAACCAGAUCCUGAAGCAGAAAUGUUAAGAUUUAAAACCUUAUCUACAGAAAAGAUGACUGAAUUUUUGAGAAAGAUGAACUUAUAUAUUCCCAUGAGUGCACACAAUGACUGGACUUUAACCACAAAACAUGUACGCAUAGCCUUCCGUUGGCAUAGUGUUGUUGUACCAGAAGAAAACAUCCAACUCCCAGCAGUGGCAAUUACAGGGCCCAAUACUGAACUUCAACCAUUUGACAUUGCAGUUAAGGUUAAAGAGGACAUUAUUGUUAAUGUGAGAUCUUUUAUUCAACCGUGGUAUAAUGACAAGGAAGAAUAUUCCCAAGAAAUAGAGGCCAUAAAAGAACUGAAGCAGAAGUAUCCACCAUACCUGAAAGCAUCACCUGAGGUGAUGGAGUUACAGAGGGAGAGGCAAGAAAAGGACCACACAUUUCGACAUCUGUUACAUUGUAGCCCAAGUAUUUUUGUCAAGGAGGCAUGUGAAUUAGCUUUGAAGAAGCAUUUUGCCGAACUUCAAGGAAAAGAUUUUAAAGAAGAACCAUCAUUUAAAUUCAAGAUAUUCUUGGAAAGGAAAGAUCAUCCAAAGUGGAGAAAGGUUGUGAUGAGCAAAGUGAUGAACUUACCAGCUGAAAGUUUAUAAUGAGUUUAUUUUCAUAAUGUCGAGAGAUUAUUUUAAGUGACUUUUUUGAAAUAAUCAAACAUCAUGUCAAUUAGUACUUUUUGAAACAUUAAUUUGAUUAUCAAAAGAAGAAUAAACAUAACCAAAGUUAUGGUGUUAGAAGCUUGAGGCUCACUGCUUUAUUUUUGUGCACGAUUUUUUAAAGGGAAAACAUUUACUUGGAAAUAAAAUAUUCUCAUACCAGUUCUUCAAAAAGUUCAAAAAUACAGAUUUUACAUUAUGAUGUAAUUUAUUCUGAAAUAGAUCACUGACAUAUUAA